UCCCCAUUAUAAGCAGCAGCAAGCAAGCAAACCAAAGCAAAGCAUCGAUCUCCCAUGGCGGCGGCGGCGGAGGAGGGGGAGGGGGUGCGGCUGCUGGGGGGGAGGAUGAGCCCGUUCACGAUGCGGGCGCGGAUGGCGCUGGCGCUGCGCGGGGUGGAGUACGAGCUGGUGGAGGAGGCGCUCCACCCGCGGAAGAGCGGCCGCCUCCUCGCCGCCAACCCGGCGUACGGGAGGAUCCCCGUGCUCCUCCUGCCCGGCGGCCGCGCCGUCUGCGAGUCCGCCGUCAUCGCGCAGUACGUCGACGACGCGUGGGGCGGCGCCGGCGCCGGCGCCGCCAUACUGCCGGUGGACCCGUACGAGCGUGCGAUGCAUCGGUUUUGGACCGCCUACAUAGAUGACAAGUUCUGGCCAGCGUUGGACGCCAUCUCACUGGCGCCAACGCCGGAAGCGCGGGCCACCGCGACGGCGAGCACCCGCGCGGCCCUGAAGCUCCUGGAGGAGGCCUUCGCCGCCCGCAGCAACGGCGGGGCCUUCUUCUCCGGCGGCGGCGCCGCCGCCUCGCCGGGCCUCCUCGACGUCGCGCUCGGCUGCUUCCUGCCGGCGCUCUGGGCCUGCGAGAACCUCAACGGGCUCCGCCUCCUGGACGACGACGCGACGCCGCUCCUCCGCGCGUGGAGCGCGCGGCUCGCCGCCACCCCCGCCGCCAUGGCCGUCAUGCCGGAGACGGAGGAGGUGGUCGCGUUCACGAGGUUCCUCCAAACCAAGUUUGGCGUCGCAGGAUCGAAAUAAUUAAGACAAUAUUAUGUAAUUUAAGUUAAUUUUUGUUGCUGUAUUUGUAUCGUCCCAAAGUUCGAUCGCUCCGGGGUUUAUGGUUUAGUUUAUUCCUUCCUUUGUUUUUAUUGGUGAACAUGCAUGCAAGGUUGGGUUUGGCAUAAACUCAAACCAUGAUGGAAUUAAUAAAAGUCCGCGAGAAUUUGAUAAUUUUA
This is a messenger RNA of Oryza sativa Japonica Group (Japanese rice), 986 nucleotides long. Its product is annotated as probable glutathione S-transferase BZ2. NCBI's taxonomy places the organism in Eukaryota, Viridiplantae, Streptophyta, Magnoliopsida, Poales, Poaceae. Gene Ontology annotation, molecular function: glutathione transferase activity. Gene Ontology annotation, biological process: glutathione metabolic process. The record is from RefSeq and is a predicted model, not a curated record. Gene Ontology annotation, cellular component: cytoplasm.